Molecule: messenger RNA, 1734 nt
Organism: Lycium ferocissimum
Lineage: Eukaryota; Viridiplantae; Streptophyta; Magnoliopsida; Solanales; Solanaceae
Product: dof zinc finger protein DOF1.8-like
Exons: 2
Coding region: 220-978 (252 amino acids)
Biological process (GO): regulation of DNA-templated transcription
Molecular function (GO): DNA-binding transcription factor activity; DNA binding
Source: RefSeq, a predicted model, not a curated record
GUAAUAAUUAAAUAUUAAACACACACACUCUCUCUCUACUCUAGAGACGAAUAUGUCAUAUAUGCAUAUACACACAUCAAGCACAUAGAACUUCCACAAAACCAUCUCAAACAUUCCUUUUUCUGCUUUUAAAACCACUUGCUCAAAAGCUACUCAUUUUUCGUUUUCACCUUAAAAAUAUACCUUCUGCUUGCUCCUCCUCCUCCUUGUUCUUCAUCCAUGGAUACUUCUCAAUGGCCACAGGAUAUAGUGGUGAAACCCAUGGAAGAAAUUGUACCACAAAUAACAAAUACAAUCACUACAAGGAAAAUUAGGCCUCAUCAACAACAAAAAGACCAAGCUCUGAAGAACUGUCCAAGGUGCAAUUCAGCAAACACAAAGUUUUGUUACUACAACAACUAUAGUCUUUCUCAACCAAGAUUUUUUUGCAAGACUUGUAGAAGAUAUUGGACUGAUGGUGGAUCUCUUAGAAACGUUCCUGUUGGUGGGGUUUCAAGGAAAUCCAAAAAUCCUUCAUCAAAAAAUUCUUCUUCUUCAUCAAAUAUUAUGAAAAAUAAUAUUAUUUCUCCUACUAAAGUACAAGAUCCUCUUAAAGGGGGUCAAGAUCUCAACUUGGAUUUUUCAUCUGAUUUCAAGAUUAUAUCUGAGCUAAUCCAAGUACCAAAUAAUUCAUUUAUGCCAAUGCCCAAUAUUUCUGAUCCAAAUUCAUCAAUUUACUCAUCACUAAACUUGUUCUCUACUUUGGAUCAUGGCCUAAUUGGAAGUAGUACUAGUGGCUAUGAAUGUAAUAAUAUUCAAGAUUUGCAAGAGAGUACUACAACUACAACAAGUGGAAGGAUUUUGUUUCCUCUUGAAGAUCUAAAGCAAGUUUCAAACACAUGUACUACUGAUGAGCAAAAUAGAGAUCAGCCUACUGGAGAAUCAUCAACUGGAUAUUGGAAUGCAAUUUUAGGACGAAAUGGAGAUCUUGGUAAUUAAAGAAAAUACAACUCCCUCUGUCCUAAGACAUAUUUUUUAGUCCAUCCUAAAAAUUUAAGUCUUCUUUAUAUAUUUAAAAAUAAUUUAACUUUAAAAUUACAUUUUAUUUAUAAUGAUAUGAUUUAUGACUACACAAAUUUCUAAGCUUAUUUUAGAUCACAAGUUUCAGAAGUUUUUAUUUUUUUUCUUAAUCUGCGUGCUCAGACAAACGGUGCCACAUAAAUUAGGACGGAUGGAUUAUCUUGUAAUAUAUCAGGGAUUUUUCAUAUCUUUCAAUUUUUUAAUGAUGUUUUUUAGUGUUUAGUGGUGGGAUAUAUUUAAUAUCUUGAAGGGUUAAAGGGUUCUUCUGAUCUCUUUAAUUUCUUGUUUCAUUUUUCAGUAUAGUUAAUUAUUUGUGAUUCAACUUUUAAUUAUGGUUGGUGGAAGUUAUAGUGUUGAGACUUCAAUAAUGUUACUAGAUGUGUGUCUGGUCUUUCAAAAUAGUGCAUUUUUAGAAAAUUGCAUACAAGCACGGCAUUAUUUUUGAAAGUCAAGAGUACCGUACCAUAGGUGGAAAGUUUGAAAAUUUAAAGCUUAUUUAAGUUGGCUUCACUACUUUGAACUGGUGGAGAAGAGAUGAUACUGUACCAUUAUAUUCUUCAAGCACAAAUGGAAGGAAAAGUACAUCCACUGUUGUUCUUCUGAGUAGUUGACUUCAUACCAUUAGAGAAUGACAUUAUUAAUGCAUUGUGUAUAUUCCAAGUUUGCAUUGAGUUU